AAAAUAAAAAGUUGAACUUCCCUAUAUUUUUUAAUAUGAUCCGGCGUUCAUGUUAUAAAUGUGGGGAUUUAGGUCAUUUUGCCGAUUCAUGCGCCAAAACUGAUAGAUUAUGUUAUAAUUGCAAACAACCUGGACAUGAAUCUAAUGCUUGCCCAUUCCCUAGAACUACUGAAAGGAUGCAAUGUUAUUAUUGUCAAAGUAUAGGGCAUAUUCAGGCGGACUGUCCAUCUUUUCGACUAAAUCCUAUUGGAUCAGGUGGACGUUGUUAUAUUUGCGGCAUAAUAGGUCAUCUUGCACGGGAUUGUCACGGGAUUUCUACUUUCUCUUCUGUUCAUUUUGUUUCAACACGCUCUCAAGUUUGUUUUAAAUGUGGUGGUCCAAAUCAUUUUGCAAGAGAUUGUCAAGCUCUUUCUGUUAAAUGUUACGCAUGUGGGAAAUACGGGCAUAUUUCAAGUAUAUGUGAGAAUGCUUCUCAGACUUCAAAAUCAUGCUAUCGUUGUGGUAAUUUGGAGCAUCUUGCUAAAGACUGUACAAUUAUUACAACAAAUAAUGAUCAAGAUUCUAAUGAUAAUAUUUCUUCAACAAAUAAUCCUGUAUCACAAACAACAUUGGUGUCUUAA
Molecule: messenger RNA, 620 nt
Organism: Pneumocystis murina B123
Lineage: Eukaryota; Fungi; Ascomycota; Pneumocystomycetes; Pneumocystales; Pneumocystaceae
Exons: 2
Coding region: 36-620 (194 amino acids)
Biological process (GO): positive regulation of cytoplasmic translation
Cellular component (GO): cytoplasm
Molecular function (GO): zinc ion binding; mRNA binding; translation regulator activity
Source: RefSeq, a predicted model, not a curated record